Diaporthe batatas is the source of this 1525-nucleotide messenger RNA. RefSeq lists its product as uncharacterized. The record is from RefSeq and is a predicted model, not a curated record. Bases 106 to 843 code for a protein of 245 amino acids. Lineage: Eukaryota; Fungi; Ascomycota; Sordariomycetes; Diaporthales; Diaporthaceae. The transcript has 4 exons.
CCAACUUCCCGACCAUCCACGGCAUCCUCAACCACAAACCCGUUUUAAUCCUCGAGCUCCUCUCGAUCGUCCUCGUCAUAUUCAUCGUACAAGAAAGCGCCCCGUAUGGACCCUUUUGCCCCCGUCCCAGCCCCCAGUGCUGCGGCGGUGAAACCGACCAAGGACGUGUGCACCAAGCUCAACGCUGUGGCUCCCGCCCUCGUCCAGGAUUUUGAUACCAAGUACGCCUCCUGGAAGAAGACAUGGUUCAACAAUGGCAACAAGGAUUCAGCAAACGCGGCCACCCGAGCCUCCGGGACUGAGUUUGAAGCCCUUGUUGCGCUUGGGCAAAAGACCCUACCACUUGUCGUGAACCAGUUAGCCAGCGGAGAGGACUUUAUAGCUGUUGUCUUGUACAACAAGCUAGAGACGGAUAUGAUUUACAAGUUGGACCCUCAGGACCUCCUAAACUCUAAGAAAGCCGCUGUAGACAUUAUCGACAUGAACUUUGAUCGCAACAUAGAGGUCAAGAAGGCUCGGGACCGCUGGGCUGAAUUCAGGGUCGAGCGCCAGAACUACAGCAGCUCCGGCCACUUUUGCGAGGGCGAGGGGUACUGGGCCAUGACCACCUUGGGCUCGAGCAUUAUUGCCCAGGUGAUGCUUGAGUACUACGAUGACAAGAAUGGCUGGUGGCACGAACUACUACAUGAGCUCGUCCACGGCCGGAGAUCGGGGGCCUCGGUCUUCUUCAAGCCCGUCCUGUUUGAGGAGUGGAAGGAUUGGUUUGAGCACAAGGAGCACAAGGAGGCGCCUGAGGGGGAGGACCAGCGCGCUCGGAGGGGUCAUGGCCCUGGAAGGGAGUGAUUGGGAGUGGGACUCACUGGACGAGAACUCCCGAAGGAACUGCGCUUUUUUUUGACGGCUUAACAGCUUAUACAGUAAGGCUUCUACUUACUUCUUACCCUAGGGUAUCCUUCGUUACUCGGUUCAGGGGUAUGAUGUUCAAACCGGCAAAUGAAGGUCAUAGUGACACUCUCCCGUGCCCAACAGCGCCCGGUAUGGCUAGCUGCCUCGUCCUCAACCGAUGCGGCCGUCUUGGAUAUCUUCACUUGAGCUGCGAUCAGGCGCUCUAGCGUUUCAUUCUGGGAACCCUGGGCAGCUACGUGCUUCUUGAACAAUGCCAACAUCCUGUCCUCGAAUUGUGUCACCUCGUGCUUGGUUCUUUGAGUUAAACCUCCCCAAGUACUCGACCCCUUGUGACCUCCGGGCGAGCCUCAAAGUAGAUGCUGACACAAAUGAGUCCGAUUGUGAUCGACAAGGGCGUCAAUAGACCCGCUUGAUAUAGGUCAGAUGGUGGCGUCCCAGCGAAGAGGAAGAAGAACUUGAGCGGGACGAGAAUCGACCAAGGAAGCUUUCUGUCUACUGUUAGCAGCAGGUUCGAAUUCGCCGCGUGGAAAUCAAGACCUACUGGCGCAAAGACCUUCCAUAAAUUACCAACAGAGGAAUACCUAGGAUUGACCAUAGUACUAGGCCGCUUGAAAGAGGC